Bradysia coprophila is the source of this 1659-nucleotide messenger RNA. RefSeq names its product splicing factor 3a subunit 3 noi (gene noi). NCBI's taxonomy places the organism in Eukaryota, Metazoa, Arthropoda, Insecta, Diptera, Sciaridae. Gene Ontology annotation, cellular component: spliceosomal complex; nucleus. Gene Ontology annotation, biological process: mRNA splicing, via spliceosome. Gene Ontology annotation, molecular function: zinc ion binding; RNA binding. The record is from RefSeq and is a predicted model, not a curated record.
AGAAUGUAAUUUUGACGUUUCACAUUUUGAUGUGUGCGCGAUUUAUGUUGUGUUGAUAUUUUCGUAAACGUUUUUCAUUCAUUUUGCGGAAAAUAUCCUGAAUCGAAAAAAAAUAUGGAAACGAUUCUGGAACAACAACGCCGGUAUCACGAGGAACGUGAACGUCUCGUUAAAUUAAUGGUCGACGAGUAUGUCACGAAGAAGCCAUCGGAGAAAGACAAAAUUUAUUCGGAUCAUCGGCUCAAAGCUUUGCUGGAACUGCACAUGAAUUCGACAACAGCGUUGAAGGAACUGUACGAGGACAAAGAUGGUGAACGGAAAAAUGAAGUCGCUGCGUUGUCCGGUCCAAACGAAUUCAGCGAAUUUUAUUCACGUCUGAAGCAGAUCAAGGAAUUCUACAAAAAGCAUCCGAAUGAGAUAAGCGUUCCGUUGUCGGUGGAAUUCGAAGAAAUGACAAAGGUGUACUCCAACACCGAUGAAAUAUCAAUGCUGGUCGAGUUCACGGACGAAGAGGGUUGUGGACGGUAUCUCGAUUUGCACGAGUGCUAUGAGAAAUACUUGAAUAUUCGUGGUGUCGAGAAGGUCGAUUACAUUACUUACCUGAUGACAUUCGACCAUGUGUUCGAUAUUCCCAAGGAACGUAAGAAUAUGGAGUACAAGAAGUACGUGACCGCUUUGAUCGAAUAUUUGAGCGAUUACAUUACUCGAAUCAAGCCGUUGUUGGAUUUAGAAGCUGAAGUGGAACAAGUCAACAAAGAGUUCAAGCAGCAAUGGGGCAACGGAUCGUUUCCUGGCUGGCCGAAAGAUCAAGAAAGUGCGCUAGCAAAUACCGGUGCACAUUUAGAUUUGUCGGCAUUUUCGAGUUGGGAAGAAUUGGCUUCGUUGGGCUUGGAUCGUUUGAAAUCAGCUCUAGUUGCAUUGGGCAUCAAAUGUGGCGGUACACUUGAAGAACGGGCGCAGAGGUUAUUUUCAACGAAAGGUCAACGAACUAUCGAUCCAUCAUUGUUGGCCAAACGUGAUGUGAACAAGAUCACAGCCCGUGAAAAUGCUCGUAACAAAGAAAUCGCGUAUCUUGAAGCGCAGUUGUAUCGAUUCGCCGAAUUGGUGUCGGAGCAAAGAGGUGCAACCAAGGAGAACGUUCAGCGAAAACAGGCUCGUACUGAAGGUGAACGGGAAGACAGCGAUGCUGAAGCAAGUGAAUCGGAUAAUGAAGAAGAUGACAACGAUGACGUUCCAUACAAUCCGAAGAAUUUACCACUCGGCUGGGACGGUAAACCCAUUCCGUAUUGGUUGUACAAAUUGCAUGGGUUGAACAUCAGUUACAGCUGCGAAAUCUGUGGCAAUUUCACUUACAAAGGCCCGAAGGCGUUUCAGCGUCAUUUCGCUGAAUGGAGACAUGCCCAUGGAAUGCGUUGCUUAGGCAUCCCGAAUACGGCUCAUUUUGCGAAUGUAACACAGAUCGAAGACGCGAUUACCUUGUGGGAGAAGUUGAAGACGCAAAAACAAGGCGAACGUUGGAUACCGGAAGCAGAAGAAGAAUUUGAGGAUUCACUGGGUAAUGUGGUUAAUAAGAAAACUUACGAAGAUCUUAAAAGGCAAGGUUUAUUGUAAAAUGGACAGAGCAGCAGUUCCGACCAAUAAAAAGUUUUUUUUUUUAAC